Messenger RNA from Phaethon lepturus (White-tailed tropicbird), 1545 nucleotides. It is a transcript of the gene B3GALT5, whose product is annotated as UDP-Gal:betaGlcNAc beta 1,3-galactosyltransferase, polypeptide 5. Gene Ontology annotation, molecular function: N-acetyl-beta-D-glucosaminide beta-(1,3)-galactosyltransferase activity. The record is from RefSeq and is a predicted model, not a curated record. Gene Ontology annotation, cellular component: membrane. Lineage: Eukaryota; Metazoa; Chordata; Aves; Phaethontiformes; Phaethontidae.
AUGGCGGCGUGGGGUUCGGCUGAGGGCUCCGGCCCGCGACGUCCAAUCACGGGUAAAACGGGCGAUGGGGAAGAUGGGAAUACUGUUGCCGACUUUAACUGUGCAGUAUUUGAGGUCGUAAAUCCUGCUUAUGCACUGGCACCUCGCCUCUGCUGUCGGGCCUGCCUUGCCGCAGGGGAGGUGCCCGUGCCUCUCUCCGAAGCGGGGACUCCUGCAGAUGGCCAAAAGCGCUUUGGGUCGUCGGCGGUUCGGGUCGUUCCCUGGCUGACGCAUGCGACCUCAAGCCACGUGCAAGAGGAGCGCCGGGCUGCAGGCUCCCGUAGCCCGCCUUGCUUGGGUCCUCCGUGGGGCUUCUGUGCAAACCUCGUCUGGAUCCGCGCAGAGCCAUGGAACGCCGCGCCAGUCGGUCUGAACAAACCACUCUCUAGGAGGACACGGAGCAGCAAGAUUGGGAGCGGUUUCUGGGUCGGUGCAACAGCCCCGCAGGACACAAAGAAGGUGAGGAUGGGAGGAACCUGGCUGGGUCUGCCAGCUGGACAGCACUUGAUGGCUCUGGGACACAGGCACUCAAACAAAUGGAGAAACAUGAUGGAUUUCAGAAAAUUCAGGCUGUUUGUUUGCCUUGUAGGGCUCAGCUGUGCUAGCUUCUGGUUUUUUUACAGCAAUUUGACUGAAUUCUGUAUAUUCUGUGAGAACAGCCAAGAUUACAUACUCCCCAUACAGACUUUUAGGAGAAUUGGAGGAAACUUUUCACAGCUUCCGGAUAUAGACUGCCAUAAGAACCCGCCUUUCCUCAUCCUGCUUGUGACAUCCUCGUACCACCACGCCGAUGCCAGGAUGGCCAUCCGGCAAACCUGGGGGAAGGAGAGAACAGUUGCGGGCAAGCGCCUGGUGACAUAUUUCCUUCUGGGAAGCACUGUGAAUCUCAGCCAGCAGGCUGAUAUUGCUGCUGAAAGCCAAAAGUACAAAGACAUUAUUCAAAAGAAUUUUACAGACACGUAUUACAACUUGACUUUGAAGACCAUGAUGGGAAUUGAAUGGGUUCACAGAUUUUGUUACCAGUCAAGCUUUGUGAUGAAAACUGACACAGAUGUGUUUGUCAAUGUUUUUUACCUCACUGAGCUUCUUCUAAGGAAAAAGAGGUCCACUAGAUUCUUCACAGGCUUUUUAAAACUGCACGAAUACCCCAUCCGGAGAAGAGGGAGUAAGUGGUACGUGAGUAGAGAAGAGUAUCCUGGAAAGACCUACCCGCCGUUUUGUUCUGGGACUGGCUAUGUUUUAUCCACCGACGUUGCUAGUCAGAUCUAUAACAUUUCAGAGAGCGUUUCGUUCAUUAAACUGGAGGAUGUAUUCAUAGGACUGUGCCUUGCCAAAUUAAAAAUUCAUCUGGAGGAGCUUCAUUCAGAGCAGACGUUUUUUCCAGAAAGGAUUAGGUUCUCUGUUGCUCGCUUUAGGAGAAUCGUGAUGUGCCAUGAAGUAGAACCAUCUGAGCAGCUGAGCUACUGGAAUCACUUAGUGACAGAAGAUCACAGGGGAGUGCUCUAG